CCUGCCACUUCUUCUCACUCGCAUGCUGCAGCGCUUCAGCUCCUUCAGCCUACGCAGCGCCAGUAGUCCGUUCCUGACAUACCCGAUAGUUGCACGCUGUGCGUUGCCCCACGCGCCGAGAAUGUCUUCAAGCAGCAGCAGCGGCAGCAACAGCAACCUCCAGCCCGUCGUGCUCUGCGGGCCGUCGGGGGUGGGCAAGAGCACGCUGAUCAAGAAGCUCUUUGCCGACAUGCCCAACCAAUUUGGCUUCAGCGUCAGCCACACAACGCGACAGCCGAGACCGGGCGAGAAGCCCGGCGUGUCUUACCACUUUGUCACCCGCGAAGAGUUCCAGCGUCUCGUCGCCGAGGGCGCGUUUCUCGAGCAUGCCACGUUUGGCGGAAACAUGUAUGGGACGAGCGCAAAGGCCGUCGAGGAUGUCAGCAAGCCUGGGCCAGACGGCCGCCGGCAGAGGGCCUUGCUCGACAUUGACACACAGGGCGUCAAGCUCAUCAAGGCCAACCACGCGCAUUUGCAACCGCUCUUUGUCUUUAUUGCCCCGCCGUCCAUCUCUGCGCUCAGAUCCAGGCUCACAGCGAGGGGCACAGACGACGACGAGGCGAUCGGGCGCAGACUUGCAAUGGCCGCGAGCGAAAUGGCCUACGCUCGGGCGGGCCACCACGACGUCAUUGUCAAGAAUGACGACGUGGACAGGGCAUACGGUAUCCUCAAGGCCGCCAUCCAGGGCACCUUGCAAGGAAAGGGCGACGACAUGCCAGAGGAGGAAGAAGAGGAAAAGGCACUGAGGAGUAAAGCUCCCUCAUCUUGAUGUGGAUUGUUGUCAUCAAUGCUAUCGUAC
This is a messenger RNA of Acaromyces ingoldii, 838 nucleotides long. RefSeq names its product guanylate kinase. Bases 122 to 808 code for a protein of 228 amino acids. The transcript has 2 exons. Gene Ontology annotation, molecular function: GMP kinase activity. Gene Ontology annotation, cellular component: cytosol. NCBI's taxonomy places the organism in Eukaryota, Fungi, Basidiomycota, Exobasidiomycetes, Exobasidiales, Cryptobasidiaceae. The record is from RefSeq and is a predicted model, not a curated record. Gene Ontology annotation, biological process: purine nucleotide metabolic process.